AUGACAGAUGCAUACAAUGAACUUCAUACGCUGGCACAAUCAUUCAACAAACCCUUCGAUGCGCCGGCCAUCCUGGUCGUUGGUCACCAGACUGAUGGCAAAUCUGCUCUCAUUGAGGCGCUCAUGGGCUUUCAGUUCAACAGCGUUGGUGGCGGCACCAAGACCCGCAGACCAAUCGCGAUCAACAUGAAGUACAAUGGCUCAUGUUCCACGCCGGCUUGCUUUCUCAAACUUGAAGAUGGAAUUUCCGAGCAACCGCUCACCUUGGCGGAGCUGCAGCAGGCUUACAUUGACGCCGACAACGCAAUGCUGGAGCGCGAGCAGCGCUUUGCGUCACGGGAGAUCGUCGUCCGCAUGGAGUACAAGCACUGCCCCAACCUCACCAUCAUCGACACACCGGGGCUCAUUUCACCUGCGCCCGGCAAGAAGAACUGCGCGCUGCAAGCCUGUGCUGCUCAGGUGGAGGAGAUUGUGCGCAGCAAGGCGCAGGUUCCGGAGUACGUUAUUUUGUGCCUGGAGGAUUGCAGCGACUGGAGCAACGCAACCACUCGUCGGCUCGUGAUGCAGGUCGAUCCCAACCUCUCCCGCACCGUGCUGGUCAGCACCAAGUUCGACACGCGCAUCCCCCAAUUCGCUCGCGGCGCCGACUGUGAGAUGUUUCUGAAGCCCGGUGUACUGGAGGACUGCAACAUGCUGGGAGACGGACCGUUCUUCACGUCCGUUCCGUCGGGGCGUGUGGGCACUGGGCCGGACUGUGUCUUUCCCACCCACGAUGCGUUCCGGGAGCGCCUGUCGGAGCGUGAGGUCACCGAUGUUAACGACCUGGAGGCUAAGCUAGGCCGAAGGCAACGGGACCAUGUUGGCGUCGGCGCGCUACGUCGGUUUUUGGAGCAGCUGCUGCAGAAACGGUACCUAGACGCGGUUCCGGUCAUCGUGCCGCUGCUGGAGCACGAGCAACGCGCCACCCAGCAGCGCCUGGAGGUCGUGCGCCGGGACCUGCUGGGGCUCAAUCCGGAGCAACUCAAGGACAAAGGCCGGGCCUUUGUGGACGCCUUCUUGAACCGUCUGCAACAGCUUUUGCGCGGUACUGUGGCUGCACCGGCAGACAAGUGGGGCGAGACGCUGGCAGACGAGCACGCGCGUGGUGGCGCAUUCGCACCCAGCCACGGGCGGUCGCUGAUGCUUCAGGAAGCCAUCCCCAAUAGCAGCAUGCGGCUGUACGGAGGCGCGCAGUUCCAUCGCGCCAUGACAGAGUUCAGGUUGGUGGUUGGCACGCUGCCGUGCCCCGAACUAACACAUGAAGACAUUGUCAAUGCGUGCGGGCUUGACUACGAGGGCGGCCACGACGGGGUGAAUUACGUGCGGACCGCCUGCGUCAUUGCCGUCAGCAAGGCCAAGGAGAUAUUGGAGCCGUACAUCCACCAGCUGGGCUCCCGGCUGGCCCACGUGCUGCGCCGCCUGCUGCACAUCAGCCUGGCGCUCAUGCAGCAACAACAGCCUGUGGAUGGCUUCAUGGGUGGACCCUCCGCGGCGCCAUCUGCCGCUCUGACCGACCAGUUCGUGCGGCGUGUGUCGACCGCAUUCCAUGCUUUCCUGAGCCAAGUGGAGGAGAGCUGCAAGGAGAGGUGCCUUGAGGACCUUGCGUCUACCACACGCUACGUCAGCUGGAGCCUUCACACCCGAAACAUGAGGAACCUGAAGCACAUGCUGGGGAAGUCAGGGGGUGCUCCCACACCACCGCCUCUGAGCCGCGAGGCAUCCAUAUCAGGCGGCUGCUCGCUGAGCCUCUCUGACAUGCUGGAAACAACGUUGUGGAACCGGAGCCUUACGGGCGUCAGCGAGGACAUCGUGCGGGCACUGGUGGCCCAGAUGUUCGAUGGCAUUCGGGACCACCUGGUGCAGGCCGCCGAGCUCAAGUUCAACUGCUUCUUCCUGAUGCCGCUGGUCGACGCCUUUCCCGCGCGCCUGCGCAAGGACAUCGAAUGCGCUUACGAGGAGGGCCUGGAUGAGGUAUUCGACGCGGCGAGUGUGCGGUCCACGCUUGAGAACCGGCAGGGUGAGCUGCAGGAGGAGCUGCGCCGGGUAAGCAGAGAACCCUGGAAGAGCAAGUAA
Molecule: messenger RNA, 2112 nt
Organism: Volvox carteri f. nagariensis
Lineage: Eukaryota; Viridiplantae; Chlorophyta; Chlorophyceae; Chlamydomonadales; Volvocaceae
Gene: drp5B
Product: dynamin-related GTPase
Exons: 20
Coding region: 1-2112 (703 amino acids)
Cellular component (GO): membrane; cytoplasm; microtubule
Molecular function (GO): microtubule binding; GTPase activity; GTP binding
Source: RefSeq, a predicted model, not a curated record